AUGAGGGCGACCCGCAGCAAACACAGCUUACUGCGUGUGUGUUUCCUGUCCUUCAUCUUCCUGCUGUGCUCCACCUGUGCCGGAGUCACGGCCGGGCGGAAAAUGGCCUCUCAUCAUUCCGCGUUGAGGCGCCACCAGGGCGCAAAGCACAAAGGCGCGCACCACCGGCCGCUGACGGACGAGCAGAAAGCGGACCAGAACCUGCAGUUCAUGUUGAGUCUGUACCAGAGCGCAGCCGAGCCGGACGGCAGGCCCAAGCAGCACCGAAAGUUCGGCUCCAACACGGUCCGUCUGCUGAGGCCGUCGGCGUCGUCGGUGCACUACCUUCCAGCGUCAAGAGACCACCACUACAGCUUCACAGUCCAGUACAACGUUAACACGCUUCCCUCGGAGCAGCUGAUCCGAGCCUCGUUCAUCCACCUCCGCUCUUCAGCCUCCUCCUCCUCCACCGCGACCUCGAGCGCCGCCCAGGCCCUCGAGCCGCCCCGCUGCAGGGCUCAGAUCACCUCACUGGGCAAAGAGAGCCUGGUCACCCUGGAGCCGCAUGAGCGGUGGACGGAGACGGACAUCACCGCACACGUCCGGCAGGGGAAGACCCAGGGCGCGGGGGGGCACUUGACCCUCACUGCACAGUACUGGUGCACAGAGCCCGGGCACACCGGAGAGGACGGCAGCCUCUGGUGGUGGUGGGCUCAUCUUCAAGGAAGAAAAAGCUGGAGAGGUGAGCCUCAUGUGGAAGUCCCGUCUCUCCUUUUAUACCUGGAGGAGGAAAGGGAAGUGAAGGACUGGAUGGGGGACUUGCUGGGGACUGAAGGGGAAAACAUCAUGAGGCGGAUCGGCCAGUGGCAUCCUUCGGUUCGCCGCCUCCGCCGCUCCAAAGACCUUUCAUCUUCGGAGCCCAAAGAUCCUUCGCUGGACGUUCUGAAAAACGCCCCCACUUCCUCUUCAUCCUCCUCUUUUUCCACCUCCACCUCCGCCUCCAUCAUCUCCGAUAUCCCCAACUACAAGCGCAAAACCGGCACGCCCAAGAACCGCUGCAAGCUGCACUCGUUUCGCCUCUCCUUCGACGAGCUCGGCUGGGGUCACUACUUCAUCGCUCCGCCGGUGUACAACCCGCGGUUCUGCCAGGGCGGCUGCCCGCGGGUGCUCCACUACGGCUACCACUCCCCCAACCACGCCAUCAUCCAGACGGUCAUCAACGACCUGGGCGUCGGGGGCGUUCCUCCUCCGUCCUGCGUGCCUUACAAGUACAUGCCCAUGAGCGUGCUGGUCGUGCACAAGAAGAAGGUGGAGUACAGGGAGCUGGAGGACAUGGUGGCCGAGUCGUGCACCUGUCGCUAA
Chelmon rostratus (copperband butterflyfish) is the source of this 1341-nucleotide messenger RNA. RefSeq names its product bone morphogenetic protein 15 (gene bmp15). The record is from RefSeq and is a predicted model, not a curated record. The coding region runs from base 1 to 1341 and encodes 446 amino acids. The transcript is spliced from 2 exons. Lineage: Eukaryota; Metazoa; Chordata; Actinopteri; Chaetodontiformes; Chaetodontidae. Gene Ontology annotation, biological process: SMAD protein signal transduction; BMP signaling pathway. Gene Ontology annotation, cellular component: extracellular region. Gene Ontology annotation, molecular function: cytokine activity; growth factor activity.